Messenger RNA from Bradysia coprophila, 2387 nucleotides. RefSeq lists its product as uncharacterized. Lineage: Eukaryota; Metazoa; Arthropoda; Insecta; Diptera; Sciaridae. The record is from RefSeq and is a predicted model, not a curated record.
AUGAGUUCCAUCAAUAGAGGAAAAUUGUAUAAAGACUUAUUUUGUGCUUAUUCAAAAGCAUAUUCCGAAACAAAAUCGAAACAAUCGAUUCAGGACAAUGUGAACAACAUUUGGUCAAACAUCAAAAACGAUUCAAAUGUUGCUAGUCUAAUUGAGGCUAGAAUUUCUGAACUAAAUAAAAUUAAGGCAAGAAAGCAGGUUAGUCUUCAUACACUUUGGCUUCGUGCCAGUGAAAAAGGAAAUGGUUUUAGUGUUAAAGCACCUGAAGAAUCGACAAAUCGAUCAAGUCCCGUUGUCGAAAAUGAAGAAAUAGUACAUCCAACGACUUCUCAAAAAACAGCCGCCUCGAAUGUUAUUGAAGAAGAAGGUGCACCAUCAAACAAAGAAACACAAAUCGAUGUAACCGACCAGGUACAGAGCGUUAAAGCCAACCCAACUCCAGCUCAAUGCAGCAUAAAAAGUGAGAUUGUGGUGUUACUAUCAGAUGUUAAAGCAUUGAAAAUGCGUCGAGAUUGUGGACUGUUGACCGAAAAUAUGGAAAGUGAACUGAAAUUAAAGACAAAGAAUUUAGAAGCAUUAAGGAAACGACUAAAAAAGAAAGAGCGUGAUAUGAUUCGACACCGGAAACGACGCCUUAGAAAAAAGGCUUCGCUUGAAAAUGCAUGCGAAAAUAAUCCAGAUCUAAAGAAGAAAUUGAGCAUUCGAGGCAAAGUGGGCCAUGACUUGGCCAUGCAUGGGUCUGCAGCGCACGAGAGGCGUCGAGACGAUUCCAUAAGAACAGUAAAAACCCUUGAUGAUCUAGUAACAAAACUGCGCGAAGAUUAUGGUUAUAAUUUGUCACGGAGUGCAACGUAUUUGAGACUAUUGCCUAAGAGAGCUAAUUCAACCGAAGGAAAGCGUCAUGUCAACUCUGUUCCAGUGAAGCUAAUCCGACCUGAUAACGACUUGCAUAAAGAUCAUAUGGACGGAAGGUUUGCCAAAACAACAAUCAGUCAUAUUGACAGUAUGGCUUCGUUAUUAGGGCCGAAUGAAGUGACAUACAUUAGCCAGGAUGACAAAGCUAAGGUUGCAAUAGGCCUACCAGCGGCAUCCAAACAAGCGCCAUUGCUAAUGCACAUGGAGUACAGAGUCAAGCUUCCCGAUCACGACUUUGUGAUAGCGAAAGGACACAAACUGACUCCAUCGGUUUAUGGAUUUUGUCAAAUUAAGGCAAACGGUUGUGGCGAUGCGUCAGCGAUAAGCUAUUCAGGUCCAACGUUUGUGGCUAUAAGGUCAUCCAAGCACUCUUCGUCUACAGCUUUUUCGCACGCACGGGAUUUGGAACAGAUCUACGAAAAGUAUGAAUUCAGCGAAUUUACACAUACGACGAUCGGUGGAAAACUGAAACCAAAACCGGUUCUUGUUUGUAUUGUGGACGGUGGGCCAGACGAAAAUCCGCGCUACGAAAAGGUUAUUAGCAUGGCAGUUCAUCAUUUCGUGCAACUAGACUUAGAUGCCAUCAUGAUCGCGUGCAAUGCACCAGGACGUAGUGCCUUCAACCGGAUUGAACGGCGUAUGGCUCCGUUAAGCAGAGCAUUGACAGGCCUGAUACUUCCGCACGAUCACUAUGGCACUCACCUAAACAGUCAGGGACAAACUGUUGAUAUAGAAUUGGAGAAGCAGAAUUUCUCAUACGCCGGCAAGGCUCUAGCAGAAGUCUGGUCAGAUACACUUAUUGAUGGACAUUUGACUGUAGCUGAAUAUAUAAAGCCUGAACAAUCUGAUAUCGAUCAGGCAUCGAUCAUCUCGAAGGACGAAAAGUGGUGCAGCCGACAUGUGCAUCAGUCUCAGUAUUUGCUUCAAAUACUCAAAUGUUCUGACAAUCGUUGCUGUAAACCAAGGCGUAGUUCUCUGUUUCGAUUUCUGCCCAAGGACGGCUUGCCACCACCGUCGCCUAUAAUACAGUCAAACGAAGGAUUGAAACACGCCAACAUCAACGAUAUUGAAAACUAUGCGUCAUUAUUCGUGACGCUGGCACUACAAAAGAUUGGGCAUUCACAUGCCAUUUAUGACACCUAUUGUCCUUCGGUGCAAUCAAAAUUCGAUUCACGAACAUGCUCGUGCAAUCAAUAUUUCAGUUCCGUUGUCUCGAUGAAACGACAUUUGAAAGACAAUUUUAUUUGUAAAAAAAACAUAAAGAUCGUUAAGCCUGUGAAAAUUCUCGGAACACGAGGGAAUGAGUCGUUAGUUGUAGUCCGCUAUAAUGUUGAAGAAGAUGUCGAGUGGCUUCCGAGUGUGGAGGUAGACGGUGAAUUUUUAGAUAAAGACGAACAACCUUCGAGUAGUAUAAUUUAUGACAAUGAAACAAGAUUAAAACCAAUUUGGAGAACUGUUUAAUAAAGUUUUUG